AUGUCUGAGAAGAAGGCGCGCAAGCGGGCCAAGAUCAAGCGUUGGUUGAGAAGUUGGGUAUUCACUCCGCUGGGUAAGGUGAGGAUCAAGUUGAUCAACAAGACUGAGCGGAAGCGCUGUCGAAGUAUCCCGGACCGUGAGCUCAAUUGGAUCGUUACUGGGUCUCACGCUGAUCGAUAUCCGUCUCGCUUUUAUCGGGGCCGCAAUGGUCGCCAGUUAUCGAACCCAGCGAGGAAGAGGUUCCUGCUUGAGACUGAGGAUAACCUAUCUCUGGUAGAGCUGGUAUUUCCUAUGUCCACACGGUCAGAGAGUUCACAAUACCAGCCUUCUAGACCUGACUUUUGUGUGGCCAACGGCCCUGUGGUUGACAGAGUCGAACUUGCUGUGACUACCGUCCAAUCUGAUUAUCUUCAUGAUCCCCGUGGAAGCUGGCGAGGGGGUGAACAUUCUGUGCUGGGAAUCAUGAAUCCGGACUUGGCUGAAUUGAGUAGUGAUGGUGAAAGGUCUGAGUCGGGCCCCGUUUGUGUAUUUGAGGUUGGUAGAAAUGUGUACGAGCUUUCCGCAGUUAAGGUAAUGAGCCCAAACUUACCUGCAGAGUUAAGUGGUGGAAAUCAAUCUGGGCAGUCACCUUCCCUUUAUGCCGAGUCUGACGGUGAGAUGGCCAAUUUCUCUGUGGUUGAAGAGCUGCCUCCUCAGCUUCCCGAUUUGUAUUUCAUCCAUCAACCCAACCCACCAUUAUGCUGUCUCAUCAGCUCAGCUCUUCAGAACUUGCUCUCACCAGUCCUUUUGGAGAACGGUAUCUGCUCCUGUGCAAAAUUCUCACACAGUAUUGAGCCAUCGAUUCAACAUUUGUCCUCAGAUAUGUCACGGUCAUCCAUCAAGAGGGCCAAGCCCCGGAUGACCACCGCAGAAGUCCUCAUUCGCUAUGCAAAGAGAAGACGAGAUGCCAUCAUAAACAAUAGGUACAUCUCACCAUAUGCUCCUUUACAACCACGACCACUCCGAAUUCGGAAAGAUAAUAAUGUCACCAGCGAACCGCAGCAUGAUGUCCUGCCCGCCAUUCCCGUGGAGACAUCUCAUGAGGUGACAGCACCAGUGCAUCGUCCACGAUACAGUCUCCGCCGUAAGAUUUUUCACGGCGCAUUACCUCCUCUACCUCCUUCGGCACCUACCUCCCUUCCAUUCAGUGGUCCAUCCAUUCCAUCUUCUUCGUCUGAACCAGCAAGACUUAGCUCUCAGGCCCUCGGCAUCUCAUCCACUCCUGCAUCUUCAUCUCGACCAGCAACCAAUGGUCUUCCACAGUACCCUGACCGGCGAACAUCGAUGUGCGGUGGCUGCCUAGAGGGACGACACCGUCCUCUCCACAGCCAUCCAUAUCAUCGGCAUGGCGACAACAACCCGCAAUCUGGAAAUCCCCCGCUGCCAUACCCACUUAGCCCGCGGGAACUACUAAACCGUCUCCCACCUGGAAUUGAUUAUGUUCCACCUUCGCUCAUGGCUGGCCCGCAGUGCCGGCACUGCACGACCCGUCGAUCUGGGAUCGGUUCUCCCCCAGGGUUGGUUGGUCCUCGGGCGUUGAAUCGUGUCUCCGUCUCUCUCUCAGACACCGCACCUGACUCGCCUUGGCUUGGCCCUGUAGGCGCCAUGGCGUUCUAUUCUGACUCUGAGGAGGACUUGCCUUUGCCCGUCGAGUCUGAUCACAUCGAGAGUGUUGGUCCAUCUGGCUUUGAAAUGUGUCUAAUUGCGGGAUCGGCUGCUCAAAGUCGUAGAUACCGUUGA
This is a messenger RNA of Penicillium psychrosexuale, 1779 nucleotides long. RefSeq lists its product as uncharacterized. The transcript has a single exon. Bases 1 to 1779 code for a protein of 592 amino acids. NCBI's taxonomy places the organism in Eukaryota, Fungi, Ascomycota, Eurotiomycetes, Eurotiales, Aspergillaceae. The record is from RefSeq and is a predicted model, not a curated record.